Messenger RNA from Gloeophyllum trabeum ATCC 11539, 234 nucleotides. RefSeq lists its product as uncharacterized. The annotation marks the transcript as partial. Gene Ontology annotation, biological process: regulation of DNA-templated transcription. Lineage: Eukaryota; Fungi; Basidiomycota; Agaricomycetes; Gloeophyllales; Gloeophyllaceae. The transcript has 4 exons. The record is from RefSeq and is a predicted model, not a curated record. Gene Ontology annotation, molecular function: zinc ion binding; DNA-binding transcription factor activity, RNA polymerase II-specific.
GAAGAGGACCAUCGCAAACGCCGUAGGAACAGGACAACACAGUCUUGCGUAAAUUGCCACACCAGUAAACGCAUGUGCGAUAGGAAACGGCCGUGUGGGCGCUGUACGCAAUUAGGUCUGACUGGCCUGUGCGUGUAUGAGGUCGACGAUCCGAACCAAAAACAUGAUGAUCAAGACGAGAAAUCUCGAUUACAGAAACGGGUCGCUGAAUUAGAGGGUGUUAUCAGAGAGGUG